Prorocentrum cordatum is the source of this 771-nucleotide messenger RNA. The record is from the annotation of a GenBank genome assembly. NCBI's taxonomy places the organism in Eukaryota, Dinophyceae, Prorocentrales, Prorocentraceae.
AUGGAGCUGCGGGAGUCUGUCAUACUCCUCACGAUCGUGCCUCCGGGGCCCGCGGCGCUUCUAACUAUGCCGAGGCUGGAUUCCGUCAUGCUGCUCACGGCCGUGCUGCUGGAGUCCGUCGCGACGCUCCCGGCGCUGCUGCUGGAGCCCCUCAUGCCGCUCGCGGUCGCGUUUCUGGAAUCCGUCGCGCUGCUCACGGUCGCGCUGAUGGAGUCCGUCGCGUUGCUCACGAUUGCGCUGCUGGAUUCCGUCGCGCUGCUCACGCUCACGACGGGGUUGCUGGAGUCCGUUGGGCUGCUCACAGUCGCGCUGCGGGAGUCCACCAUGCCACCCGCGGCAGCGCCGCUGGGGUCCGCUGCGCGGCUCGCGAGGGCGCCGCUGGAGCCCGCGAUGCUGAUCGCGCUGCUGGAGCCCGUCGGGCUACUCGCGACGCCGCCGCUGGAAUCCGCCACGCUGCUGACGGUCGCCCCGUUGGGGCCCAUCGCGCUGCUCACGACAGCGCUGCCGGCACCCGUCGCGCUGCCCAUGAUGUUGCUGCUGUGGCGCGUCAUCCUUCUCAUACUUGUGCUGCUGGAGUCCGACGGGCUGCACCCGACGCUGCUUCUGGCGCUGCUGGCGUCCGUCACGCUGCUCGCAUUUGCGCUGCGUGAGCCCGCCCCGCCGCCCACGGUCGCGCUGCUUAGCGCCGCGGCGCUGCUCGCGACGACGCUGCCGAACUCCGCCAUGCUGCUGACGGUCGUGAUUCUAGAGACCAUACUGCAGCUCAAUAUG